GAUAAACACUCUCUUCUCUCCAUCCUCCUUCUGGAGCAGAGCUCCGUCGUCAAUCUUAGCAAUGGCUUCUUCUGUCGUCACUUCUUUUCAACCCAGGUCAGCAUUUUUGGGAGACAGAAACGUGUUCAAGGUCUCAACGACGCCGUUUGCUCAAGUGGGUUUCUCCAGGAAGACCAUAGAGUGUAAGGAAUCAAGGAUAGGGAAGCAACCCAUCGCUGUACCAUCUAAUGUAACCAUUGCAUUGGAAGGUCAAGACUUGAAAGUCAAAGGUCCAUUAGGAGAGCUUGCUUUAACUUACCCACGUGAAGUUGAGCUCGUCACAGAAGAUGCUGGUUUCUUGAGGGUCAAAAAAACCGUCGAAACUAGAAGAGCUAACCAAAUGCACGGCCUUUUCAGGACGCUUACGGAUAACAUGGUAGUGGGAGUAUCAAAGGGAUUUGAGAAGAAGCUGAUACUAGUGGGAGUUGGUUAUCGUGCUACCGUGGAAGGGAAAGAGCUGGUUCUGAAUCUUGGGUUUUCCCAUCCGGUUAAGAUGCAGAUACCGGAUAGUCUCAAGGUGAAAGUGGAGGAGAACACAAGAAUCACUGUGAGUGGAUAUGAUAAGAGUGAGAUUGGGCAGUUUGCUGCAACGGUGAGGAAGUGGAGACCUCCGGAGCCAUACAAGGGUAAGGGAGUGAAGUAUUCAGAUGAGAUUGUGAGGAGGAAAGAAGGCAAAGCUGGAAAGAAGAAGUGAUUUCUUGUUGUUAUUGUUGUGUAUUUUACUUUACAUGUUCUCCUUUAUAUGUUUAUGAAAAACUAAAAUUGUGAAACAAUUCGCCAUGAUUCAGUCAGUUAUUGUACAACUACAAACUACUGAGAGAGAAAAUGUUUGGUAAAAAU
This is a messenger RNA of Eruca vesicaria subsp. sativa (arugula), 879 nucleotides long. The record is from the annotation of a GenBank genome assembly. Lineage: Eukaryota; Viridiplantae; Streptophyta; Magnoliopsida; Brassicales; Brassicaceae.